Didymodactylos carnosus is the source of this 771-nucleotide messenger RNA. NCBI's taxonomy places the organism in Eukaryota, Metazoa, Rotifera, Eurotatoria, Philodinida, Philodinidae. The record is from the annotation of a GenBank genome assembly.
AUGACCACGGCAACAGCGGCAGCGACAAAAGCGGCUUCUGUCAUUAAACUUUCAAAUGGAAGCGAAAAAAAAUGGUCCGAGGUUUUAACUUCAAAUCGUCGGCAUGCAAUACAAUUACCAAUAGACUUAAAAAAAUAUGAAAAAGAUGCUCAACGUACACAAAAUUCACAUCGUCGUCAUCGAAAUCAGAUAGAAUCAAAUUGGAGUAAAAAACAUGAAACAUGGUAUCAUGAAGAUUUUAUUUUUCGUGAACGGUUACGACAGCAACUCAAACCAAUAACGAGACGAUUUAGACGUGUCGGUACACAACCAACAAUUGGCGAGAUAAAUGAUAACAAAGUUACUGAUAUAAGAAAACAAAAUGAUAAUACUAAUCGAGGAAAGUUUAUACUUCCAGGAAACCGAAAUGAAAAUGAAAUAUAUUCAUGGCUUAAUAAUGAAACUACUCGGAAAACACAAUUUUUCGAAACAUCCAGUUCACUUCCUCUACAACUGACUAAAUUAAAAUGUACAAAAAUUAUUGGAAAACGUGAACCACGACUUUAUUCUCAUAUUCAUGGACCAUUUCUUGAUUGUGUCGAACGAUUUCUCAAACGUCAACCACAAAAUAUUGAAAAGGGUAUAAAAGCUGAAGAUAUGACCGAGUACAAAAAUAAAAUUAAAAUAGCAAUCGAUGAUGCACGAGAUCGAACAACACUUGCCACCAAAAAAUUUCAAGAAAGUUUAGUACAAGAUGAAUCAGAAGACAGUGAUUAUGAUGAUGGAUACUAA